AUGUUUGUUAAGAAAAUUUCAAGAAUAAUUAAAGAUGAUGCAGAGAUUAAAUUUCAUGUAGAUCUUAUUACAGACGGGACAGUUCCUAAACAAUUUCAUAUUAGUACGCAACGAUCCAUGCCUGUUGUGAAAGUUUUCGGCUCUUUUGGGUAUAUUAUGUUCUCAUCGAAACAAUCAUAUGAUAGAUUUAAGGUUUCACCAAAGACUGAAUUCAAUGACUACGAUUAUGACGGAGUUGGGAUACCGUUGUUACAAAUUGUUAGAGAUGAAGAUCUUAGGUUACCGUUUUCUAGUAAAGAGGCUAGUGUUUUCAAGAUUUAUAAAUUUGAAAUUAAAAGUGUGAAGGAACCACCGCCAUAUGAUAAGAAAGCUGUUUUGAUAGAGAACAAUGGACGAUUUAAACUUUAUAAAGUACCAUUUUGUCAAAUUUAUAAGAAGUCAUCGUUUACUAAUGUGGAAUAUGUGUUUAGGUUUAUGAAUGGUCCAAUUGGGAAAACGAAGUAUGGAACUAUACAUCGUCGUGAGUUCCGUGAUUUAUAUACCAAAUUAGAUGAUAAAAUUAAUUUUAGGUGGCAUAUUGAUUAUAAUCCUAUCAUGACUAAUGAUCAUUAUAUUUUGGAACUUUUGGAUGAAAUUGAAGUUUCGUUAUUAGAUUCUGAUAUUGUGAAAAGAGAAAAGAAGAAGCUAGAAAAUUCUCACAAGUGUCAUAAUCAUAUUAUGGGACAUUAUACGAAGCAAACAGGUGAUUUAUUUCCUGGAAUUCUUUGUAAAGAGGGGGAACUUAUUAUGGGGGAACUUCUUGAGAAUGUAGGAAAGUAUGGUAUUACAGAUGUCCCAUGGUUGACUCAAGUGUUUGCUUGUCAGAGUUUAUUACUUCAUUAUCUUGAUCAUGAUAAAGAAAAAGAAAAGAAAGGAAAGAGUAGGAAUAGACAUCGAUCAUUGUUUUCUUCAAUUCAAUAA
Molecule: messenger RNA, 960 nt
Organism: Naumovozyma dairenensis CBS 421
Lineage: Eukaryota; Fungi; Ascomycota; Saccharomycetes; Saccharomycetales; Saccharomycetaceae
Exons: 1
Coding region: 1-960 (319 amino acids)
Source: RefSeq, a predicted model, not a curated record